Messenger RNA from Tympanuchus pallidicinctus (lesser prairie-chicken), 4239 nucleotides. It is a transcript of the gene TSTD3, whose product is annotated as thiosulfate sulfurtransferase like domain containing 3. Gene Ontology annotation, cellular component: mitochondrion. The transcript has 4 exons. Bases 21 to 509 code for a protein of 162 amino acids. Lineage: Eukaryota; Metazoa; Chordata; Aves; Galliformes; Phasianidae. The record is from RefSeq and is a predicted model, not a curated record. Gene Ontology annotation, molecular function: thiosulfate-cyanide sulfurtransferase activity.
UCGCCGCCAUCUUCGGAAGUAUGGCAGCCUGCGGCUGGUGCCGGUGCCGGGCGGUGCUGGCCCUCCGGGCGGCGGGCGGCAGCCGCUGGGGACGGCGGGGGGCAGCACCCGGUGAGGCAGGGGCGGUACAUGUCAGUUCCCCCAGACUCUGCUCCGACAGGGAGAGUAGCGUGUCUUACCAGGAGCUCAAGAACCUGAAGAAAGCAAACGUCCUCCACAUCGAUGUUCGAGAGAGGUGGGAGAUUGAGAGAGAUGGGAAAAUCCCGGCGUCCAUCAACAUACCAUUGAAUGAAUUAGUGGAAGCUCUGCAGAUGAAUCCAGCAGACUUUAGGGAGCAGUACAAUCAGAAGAUGCCUGCCAAGUCAGACCAUGUGGUUUUCUCCUGCUUUGCAGGAACAAGAAGUAGACAAGCACUGAGUUUUGCUGCAUCCCUGGGUUUCAGCAGAGUUCAGCACUAUGCUGGUGGCCUUGAGGACUGGGCAAAACAUGAAUCUCUAGAGAAAAAAUGAAGAUGACAUCCUCCAGCUCCUGCCCCACCUUCGGGAUGCUUUGUAGAUUUUAUCAGGAUGCUUUGUAGAUUUUAGCAUUUAAGCUACCCACAUUCCACUUUCAGAAUACAAACGUUUCCCCUCAUGUAAAUGGGCAUUUCAUUAGCCAUGCAUAUUAACUGCUUUGUUUCAAUUAAGUUCUAUGAGAUGAAUAGAAGAUGUUAAAUUUGUUCAGCCUUUAAUCUGCACGACGUUAUUUGCUGGAAGAAAGUGACAAGACUUUUAAUGUUUUUGGCUGCUAGGAUUUUGGCAUGAUUUGCUUUAUGACUUUAAAUAAAUGGUGAUAGCAUGCAUAAAAUUAUCCUUCCCAAAAAACUUUGUUGAGUAGCUUGUUUAGAAUAACUGCAGUUUAAUGGAAUUGCUGUAAGUGUCCUAAGCACAGGUGUACUAUUCUUCAUGUAUAGCUAUAUUUUUAAGUUUUUGCCAUGUUAUCAAGAGCAUACAAUGGGAAACUGACUUGCUGUUCAAAAUGUGUGAUUCCUUAUUUUAGAAGUAUGUCCAUUUACAUACACAGGUCUGCUUCUGAGCACAAAAUUGCAAUAGCACUCAGUCAACUUGUUCUUUUUCCUUAGCAGCUCAGUAUCAAGUGAGAACUUGUCUAUAUUUACUUGAAGUUGUUAUUAUGGAGAUGUAAUCAUCUUAGAUUGGAAAAUGUGAAGCAUCCAAGGAAGCUACCUAACUCCCUGCUUUCUUCUUUGUAUAUUAAUUUGUACAUCUGAAAUGUUAAAAAAAAAAACAACACAUCCCAUCCCACCUAUACAGCUGCAUAGUCAUAAUUCUAAGGAUUGGGUUUUUUAUUUGUCUGUUUCAAUGCUGUUAGCAGUUCAAGAGAACUAGCAAAGCUGAAUUACUCUGAACUGAAUUAAAGCCUAUAGAAAACUGCAGAAGUCUACGACUCUGCGGGAUGUCUGGAAAAAGAGAGCAAGAUUUCUGGUUCUGCUCUGAAAAUUAGCAACUAACUGUCUCACCUCUGUGACAUUUGUUCAUGUAGCAUCAUCUGUUUACAAAUUUCUUAUGUAUGACUCAGAAUAGCCUGCUGAAGCUGUUGGUAAUACAGAGUUACGCAGGGAUUCAUUAAUGCACAUUCAUACAUACGUAAUACUUGAAUGUAGCUCUUCACCAGAACUCCACCUACAUUAAGAGGCCCCUUCUGUUACCUAAACUCUAACUCAGUUUUCCCAAAGCACCAUUUUGCCACUCGCACUGUUCAUCCUGUUUCCCUAGAAGGGAAUUUGUUGAGGACAAAUUCGGGUGUCUUCCAUCCACCAAGCUUUUCACGUGCCUGUUCUGAGAGGAUCAGCUCCAGCUGGCAGCUUUGAAUUCUGAGAUUUUUUGACUCUUCAUAUACUAUUGGACAGUACCAUAUAUGGUGAAACCUUCAGAUUUUGUUUGGGAACCAAACCAAUCAUAACAAGAGAUCCUAUAUUCUCUGGGCUUAGAAAACUAAGUUCUAUUAAGAAAUUAAAUUUUGGAAGAAAGAGGCUAAAAGAAACACAAGCCUUUUAGUAAGGGCAGAAUUGUUAUCAAUUGGAAAAAAAACCCAAAAUCACAUUCUUUGGCACAGACCAGUUGGCAUUUUAGCAGCUGCACAGUGGAGUCCUUCAGUCCAUUGUUACUUCAAUGAGUAGGGGCAGAGCACAAAGGGCAGAAGUAUUUUGCUCCUGAAGAAAGCCUUCCCCAGAAUCCAGCCUCAUCAGAUGACGAUGAGGAAACUGAGCAGGAGGUUUGUGGAAUUAAUUAAUGCAGUGCAUUAAGAAAUCUUAAUGUAAGUUUUCUGAUGCUUAGUAGUAGAUUUUAUUUCAACUGUUAAACACCUUUUAAAGGCAAUUUAAAAUAAGGAAAACAUACAACUAAAAUAUUGAAAUAGAUUUACCAACCUUUUUCUCUGUAGUCUUAACAGUUUCCAAGCUGUUUAAACAGGUUUUGUAAUUCUCAUCACUGAAUUCAGAUCCUUUGACCUCACUCUAUUGCCUUUCACUGCUUACACUGUAAUCAGAGAUGGUAAUACCAUCAUCAUCCUGACAGUAAUUACUUCAGAUGCCUCUAGUUAUCAAGUGCCCAAUAUUUUAGCUCUGAGAUUUAGAUCAUACAGAUAAUAAAGGUAUGAAGAAAAGUUUGCAAAGGCUCUUUAGCAGUGAGAAAACUUUUCACUCUGUCCAUUCUUAAUUGUGUAAAGUUCCCCAAUUAAAUAAAUAAAAAAAGCUUGAGGGAUGUGUGAUAGAUGUGAAAAGACUGAUGUUUAACUGAAGAACAGCUCAUACUUACGAAGUCCAUACAGCAGUCAGUGUGCAUUUAUUUUUACUUGCCAAGUGCACAUCACAAGUAGAACACUCUAGGCUUCAAGCAUCAAAGACAAAUAUCCAAACCCACUUCAUCAAUUAGGUGUCUAUAAAGGUACAGUUGAAGGGCAACAGCAGUAGCAAAGGCCACGGUGUGUUUUUUCUAUCUUAUUAAAGUGGUUUGGAUUUUACUACCUAAUCUUUUACAAAAAUGACUAGAACAGUACUAAAUACAAGUAGCCAUGCUGGCUGCAUAUAAAUACACUUCUGUUUCAGUGAACGAGGUGUAAAUUGCAGAGGGAUAUUAUCUACAAAAACAGAGUUCACUUUUCUUUUAAUGGGUCAGUUUUUUUGAGUCAAAACAUCACAGAAGAUUUUGUAGAACCCUCCCUAGCAUUUUAAACCAGCGAAAUGUGGCGUUUGAGGAAAGGAGAAGCUGGACAGCAACAGUACUUCACUUUGUUUUAUUGUUCAAUUUUUAUAGUUGGGCAAAUCAGCAUUCUUAUUCAAAAUGAAGUUGUACAGAAAUUAUUUAGAAAGGAAGUUAUCUAAAAAUCAUUACAUUUGAUUUAGGCCAAUUCCUGACUUCAGUGGGAUAUCUGCCUGAGUAAGGAACACAGGAUAUGGCCUUCUAUUUGAAGGAAUCUCAUUUUCUCCAGCACGCAGUCAACCAAGGAAUCCCAUUUCAGUUAUUCUAAAGAGUUGCUCCUAAGAUCACAAUUAAAAUUAGCCAGUAUGAAGCUCACCAAAAGCUUGAUCCUCUUAAAUAACCUCUUCAAUGAGCCACACAAAUUCACACUAACAGUGAAGGCAGACUAACAGUGUGUAUCUUUUAUACAAAAGAAAAAAAAAUAAAAAAACCAAUCAUAGCCAGAUUUGUAUUUGUUUGUGAAAUACUCCAAUUGUACUUACACAGUACAUGCAAAAAAAAUAAUUGUUGGUGUUUUGUUUUUUAAAUUCCAAAUGCUUGAAAUGCUUAGGAAAACUGCAGAAUCACUAUACAUAUUGCACUUUUCUGGUAAGUUGGGCUUCUAGACUUCAAGGCAAAAACAUCCAAGUACAUCUAUUGAGUAAAACAAGCAUCUUCCUAACCCCCAAAAAUGAACUGAAUUUCUUCCCUGCAGUUUUCAUUAAAACUCUAACACCAUUCUUUGCAAAUUCUUCUGUGCUUUGCUCCUGAAGGACUGUUUUCACUUAUUAGAAAAUCCAGAUGAUAGGAAAAAAAAAAAAAUAAUAAAAAUCACCAAAUCCCUAGGUAAUUAAUAGGUUUAACAUACAGUGCACUACCCUCCUUCAGUCACAAACAAAAUGAAGACAACACAGGUCAUUAAUAUAGUUACACUUAGGCUUCAAGAACACUCUUAAAAAAAAAAAAAAAAAAAAAAUCACUUUUAAUGGCAAGCCACAAUUUU